Molecule: messenger RNA, 1759 nt
Organism: Jatropha curcas
Lineage: Eukaryota; Viridiplantae; Streptophyta; Magnoliopsida; Malpighiales; Euphorbiaceae
Source: RefSeq, a predicted model, not a curated record
AGGCUCGAGAGAGUCCUCUUUCGUUUAAAAAAAAAGAAAAGAAAAGAAAAAAUAACUGAGAAAAAAAUGGCUACAACUUCUUCACUCAUUUCCACUUUCUUCCAUCACUCUUCUCCACUUUCUCGCUCUCCAAACAGAAAGCCUCCACUCUCUGUGUCUGAACUUAAAUGCCUUUCUAUCCACAAAAGCCAUAAUGACAGUAACAAUUCUCGCAUUCUCUGUUUCUUACGUCGCGUCCUCCACUCUCACACUCUAACCCCAAACAAUCUCUUAUUUACCAAAAACUCUUCCUCCUCCUCCUCCUCCUCCUCCUCCUCUUCAAAUUCAGCUCUAGAUUCGCUUCUCCUCUGUACCUCACUUGCCUUGUCGGUUUCUCUAUUCUUCGCCGAUGUGGACCCCGCCGCCGCCUUCGUCCUUACAACUCCUCGUAAAUUGCAGUCCGAUGAACUCGCUACUGUUCGCCUCUUUCAAGAGAACACUCCCUCUGUUGUUUAUAUAACGAAUCUCGCUGUCAAGCAGGACGCUUUUACUUUGGAUGUGUUGGAGGUGCCGCAAGGUUCUGGGUCUGGAUUCGUGUGGGACAAAGAUGGUCACAUUGUCACAAAUUAUCAUGUGAUUCGUGGUGCUUCUGAUCUCAAGGUCACUCUUGCUGACCAGUCAACUUAUGAUGCAAAAAUUGUUGGAUUUGACCAAGACAAGGAUGUUGCUGUAUUACGAGUUGAUGCACCUGUAGACAAACUAAGACCGAUACCUGUUGGUGUUUCUGCUGACUUGCUUGUUGGUCAGAAAGUAUAUGCUAUUGGCAACCCUUUUGGACUUGACCAUACUCUAACAACUGGUGUCAUCAGUGGGCUUCGUAGAGAAAUUAGUUCUGCCGCCACAGGGCGUCCUAUUCAGGAUGUUAUACAGACAGAUGCUGCCAUUAAUCCUGGUAAUAGUGGAGGGCCACUUCUUGAUAGUUCAGGAAGCCUUAUUGGGAUAAAUACAGCCAUAUACUCUCCAUCUGGUGCAUCCUCUGGUGUUGGAUUCUCAAUCCCAGUAGACACUGUAAGUGGCAUUGUUGAUCAGUUGGUGAAGUAUGGAAAAGUUACAAGACCAAUUUUAGGUAUUAAGUUUGCACCUGAUCAAUCUGUGGAGCAGUUGGGAGUAAGUGGGGUCCUUGUCUUAGAUGCUCCUGCAAAUGGUCCAGCUGGCAAAGCAGGUCUGCAACCCACAAAACGUGAUGCCUAUGGCAGACUUGUUUUGGGUGAUAUCAUAACAUCGGUGAAUGGUAAAAAGGUUACAAAUGGCAGUGACUUGUACAGAAUUCUUGACCAAUGUAAAGUAGGCGAGAAGGUGAUUGUGGAAGUAUUACGUGGUGAUCACAAGGAGAAGAUUCCUGUCAUACUUGAACCAAAGCCCGAAGAGUCAUAGUAUGUGAAAGCUCAGGUCUGUAUAUUUUAUCCACAUUACAUAUACAAGAGAAUGCCAUUAUUUUGUGUAUUGAAGUUACAAAGGCAAAUGGUCCUGUACAUAUAUCACCUACCGUACUAUUUUCCAUAUCAAUUACUGCACCGAUACAGCUAAACACUCUGAAUUCAAUCUCAGCACUCUUCCUUUAAAGUUUAGCAUGCAUCGGUGCUGGUGCUCAUAUGCUUAUGGAAUCAGUAGCCUUUAAUUCAUCACAUUGGAGCAUUGGCAUCCAAGUCAGAAAAUCUUGAUUAGUCAAUUCAAGUCACUGGAUAUUAAUGUCGAAUGAAAUUACCAUGUGUUGUGUCUA